UUUCAGUUUUUCGCAUGUUUAUUACAGUCUGACGUUAAGCCGGUGCGGUAGUGCAAUAACAUUGUCAUGACAAUAGCUCUUGCGGUUAUCUAAUGGGGACUUUGCGGUUCGAUGUUCUUGUUGUGACCUGAAAAGUCGGCGCCUGGAGUCUGAGAAAGAAACUCAAAGAAAUUAUUGUCAAAAUAGGGGUAGUUUUGUUCAAAAUUGGAUCGGAUCAAGUAGAUAGCAGUUUGGACUAAAUAAAGCCUCGUAUAUGUAAGAUAACCAAAUAUUUACGACCAAACACUUAUCCAAAUUUCUUGACGGAAAGGCAAUGUCAACAUCUUCUAACUGAAAGUUGUAUUGUAUCGUUCUGGGUAAUAGCUCAGAAAAAACAGUGCCCGCCAUCCGCCUGCACAAGACAAGGAAAUCCACCGAGAGACUAGAUUCUUUCAUCCCUUUUAUGCCUCGUGAUAACUAUUUCAUGUAACUGAUACUGCAAAAUACAUUGUCAAAACAUGCAGCCAGCCAGACACCUCCUUCUACUAGCGUCAGCUUUUGUAAUCUAUGGAGUAACCCAUGGUUGUAAUGUUAACUGCGAUUACCUAGGAUGCGACGACCUUACUGGUGAAUGUAUUUCUUGUACAGACGGCUACUGGAACACGACAUGUGAUCAAGCCUGCCCCUUUGGAUGUUUGACAUGCAACAGAACAACCGGUGAUUGUAAUGAAUGCAACUUUGGUAUGUGGGGACCAAAUUGUACUAAUUGUACAGAUGAAAACUGCUUUGAAUGCGAACAUACAACAGGCAGCUGUAGAGUUUGCCAAGACGGUCACCAUGGUGUUAACUGCACAGAGACUUGUAUAGAACACUGUUUUACAUGUGAUAAGGAUGACGGUAAUUGCACGCUCUGUGAGUCUGGAUUUUGGGGAGACAAUUGCUCAGAAAAUUGUGAAGAAAACUGUGAAUCAGACCAAUGUAAUAUGUUCGACGGGUCUUGCUACGAAUGUAUCGACGGAUUCUGGGGAAGCAAUUGCACGAUCCCGUGUAAUAUGUCAAACUGCAGUAAUUACACGUGUACACAGUACGAAGGAAGAGAAUGUUUUUCAUGUCAUUUAGGAUACUGGGGUGAAGGUUGCAACGAAACUUGUGACACGGCUUGUCAGGACGGAUGCACACAAUUUGAGGGCUUUUGCAACUUCUGCAAAGAAGGAUCAUGGGGUGACAUGUGUGAAAAUGUGUGCCCUAAAGAGUGUGUAUUUGCUAAUUGUUCAAGAGAAACAGGUGAAUGUGGCGUAUGUCUUCCUGGUUUCUGGGGAAUGCACUGUAAUGAGACAUGCAAAAGCACAUGUAAAGGAGAAUGUGAGCAAAUGAGCGGCCACUGUAUUGCUUGUUCACAAGGAAGUUGGGGAACAUUAUGCAAUAACACAUGUGCUGGUCAUUGCAUGUGCAAUCGAGAAUUUGGGGUUUGUGAAGAGUGUUUUGAGGGCUUUUGGGAUUCUAAUUGUAGUUCUGCUUGUGAUUAUGAAUGUGGAAGAAGUGGUUGCCUCCGGCACUCUGGCCACUGUAUAGAUUGUAAGACUGGCCUGUAUGGAAUCCAUUGUCAAAACAGUUGCGAUGCUAAGUGUCUUGCUGGGUGCAAUCGGAUCACAGGUGUUUGCGAUAUGUGUCCAGCUGGACACUGGGGAAGUUUAUGUGACAAAAGUUGCUCUCUUAACUGCAGUCAAUCUUGUGAUCAAGAAACUGGUAACUGUGAUGUUUGUAGAAGUGGUACUUGGGGAACAGACUGUGAUCGUGUUUGUCAGGGAUGUGAAUGCGAUAAAAAUACUGGUACUUGUAUGAAAUGUGAAACUGGAUACUGGGGUAUCGGAUGUUGGGAAAAAUGCGGACAAUAUUGUGAUGAAUGUGAUAUAAACAAUGGGAAAUGCAGAAAGUGCAGUACUGGAUUGUGGGGAGAAACUUGUGAAAGCGUUUGUCCAGAUAAUUGUCAAAAUGGAUGUGAUAUGUUUGGAAAGUGUUCAAGUUGCACUGAAGGGUUCUGGUGGGAUGACUGUUCUGAAGUUUGUUUGGAAGGAUGCAGAGCCUGUGAUUUAUAUAAUGGUAACUGCAUCAAAUGCAUGGAAGGUAUGUGGGGUGAAGACUGUUCAGGAAAAUGUUUAUUCUCAGGUGAUGCUCUUUCAAAUUGUGUUCAGACCGAGUGUGAUAUGGACAAAGGUAUUAUAUGUACAAAAUGCAUAACGGGUUACUGGGGUAUCAGCUGUAGUGAAACGUGUGAUGUAAGUGGUUGCAAAGGGAGCCAGUGCGAUCAAAGUAAUGGACUGUGUUUGGAAUGCAAGGCAGGAUUAUGGGGAAGUAGCUGUGAUCAAGAAUGCCUAAAUGGGAACUGUUCAGUGUGCUCCAGAUCGACUGGUCUCUGUAUGGAAUGCAAACCUGGCCAUUUCGAUAAAGCUUGCAACAAUACCUGCGAUACUGAAUUUUGUCAAGGUACCACAUGUAACAAAUGGACUGGUGAGUGCAAUGAAUGCAUCACAGGCCACUGGGGAUUAAACUGCGAAAAGUUGUGCAACUCUUCCUGUAUUGAAUGCUCGAAAUUUAGUGGAAACUGUAUCACUUGUAAGACAAACUAUUGGGGAGACGGAUGCGAUCUCGAAUGUCCUCCUGAUUGCUGGGGAGGUUGCGAUAAGUGGACAGGUCAAUGUAAUAGUUGCUGGGAGAGGAAUUGGGGGUAUCACUGCAAUCAAACAUGCACUGAAGAAAACUGUAAGAUCUGCGACCAAUUUAAUGGUCACUGUCAAGCCUGUAAACAGGGUUUUUGGGGCAUCACGUGUGAGGAUAGAUGUACAGACAAGUCUUGCCUGGCAUGCACACGUACAAAUGGUGUAUGCGAAAUCUGCCGUUCUGGUUUCUGGGGAGAGAGUUGCCAGAAAGAAUGUCACUCGUCAUGUGAGUGCUGCAAUAAAGACGAUGGCGCAUGUCUGCCAUGUUCAUUCAAGAAAGAAGUUGAUGAAGAGGAGUUGCUUGAUUAUGUAACUUUAGCUUCUGUUGUUGGUGUUUCUGUCGGACUUGUCCUUGGAGUUGCAUUUCUGAUCAUAUUGUGUCGAUGUUUGUAUGCAAGAAUAAAAUCACCCAGACCAGUUGGCAGACGGGGAUUGCCAUCCGUCCAGUCUUUAAAUAAGGGGAUGAUACUCGAACCGGAAAAGCGUUAUAGUGAGGUUAUCCCUGCAGGCGAAAAUGGAUAUGCUCGAGUUACAAAACAGGAGUAUGUGGACGAAAAUACGUACUAUAAUAUGGAGUUUGAAGUGGUAGUUGACAAUAAGGAAGAAAACAAUGUGAAAUCUGGUGAGGAUACCGAUACAGACGAUGAUUAUAUUAAACCGCCACCAAAACAAACGAUGCAGAAAUUGAAUGGUGAUGCAAUACCUAUGCCAAACUCAAAUACAAACAAUAACGAUGUGGUAAUAUCCGGAUAUUUCGAACCUAUAGAAGUGUUUCAACAGUUAAAGAAAAGUGAAAACAAAAUUGAUGGAAACAACGAGGCAGGAAAAGAAGUUAGCAAUGCCAAAGAAGGUGAAAUAGGUCGUGUAAAUCUUCAAGAUGAUAGACCGACACAAAAUAAGUUGGAGACAAAUGGUCCGGGAAUGUACACAAAUGUUGAAAUAAACAGAUCAGAAUCAGCUCCAUCGGUCAUAAUACCGGCCCGUAAAGAUCAAGAGACUGAAACAUACUCAAACAUUUCUCCGGUGAAGACAGACAAACGUUUCCAGUUUGCACCAGCGGCCUAUGAAGAGCUUCAGUUUGGCACAAGCUCGGGAUACACCGAGAUAGUAGAACUUCCUUAAAGAAUAGCACUAUUCCUGAAAAAAAUAAUAUUGUCUCUGGUACAAGUUUUCAGUGCUGUCAAAUUUACCGACUUCGAUAUUCUUAGAAAUAAAUGAAAUCCUGAGUUACAGUUACAAGAAUUCGACAAAAACCUUUAGUAUAUUUCCAGCAUCUGAUUCGUUAGUUUAAAGUGAAUCUCUGGCAUUUUGUUGUGUUCUCAGAUUGGUUUGAAUAUAACGAACAACAUGAUAGCCGCAAUAAUUUCAGUCGGUGAGUUGCCAACCGUACAGUUUGGGGAAGUUCAAGAUACACGUUUAUUUCUAUAUACUUAAUAUAUUAAUUUAUUUUAAUAUGUAUAGUAAUGUGUAGUAUACUUUAUUCGCGAGUGUAAUUGUGUAUUUUUUGUUUAUUGCCAUAAUCUGGUCACCACAUGAGUGAUUUCUAAUGCAAAUGUGUUUUUAUUUGGAACAAGGACAUCGAAUGACGAAAUGGGUGUGUGUGUGUGUGUGUGUGUGUAUAUAUAUAUAAUUGUAAAUAUGACUACAAAACGCUGAAGACUUGUACAGAUCAUAUAUUCGGUAUUAGUUUUGUUUUGUAGUUACGUAAUUUGAUUUGUUUUUCAGUGAAAUAUAUUUUUAUAGGACUUUUUGUAUGAUGAUUUUAUACAUUUAACUUAAACAUACGAUUGAAUUUUGCACACGAGAAAUAACAAAUGAUGCAUCUGCAAAAAAUGACGUUACUGCUUACCUCCCUUUAUCUUUGGACUUUCAUGGGAUAUAACUCCUACGAGAAUAUUUGAUGUUUUGUAAAUCAUUGCUAUAUGAAUAUAUAUUUAUUUAAUAUAAGGUUUUCUUGCUUUCAUUUGCUAAAAUUUGGUUAUAAUGUUUGAAUUUCUUUAUUCACCCAGAUAUUCAUAUCAAGUGUAUAUCUGAAUCUGAGAAACAAUGGGUUCGUAAUGGCAAUUUCCAAUUUCAGUGCGAUUACAAUUUCUUGUAUGGCGUUCUUCAAUAAUGUGGCUCAAACCAGCACUUGGCUUUACGUUCAUGCUUGAAGAAUGGCUGAAAGCAUGUACAGAAAAUACGUAAUCCAGUCCACUACCGUAAACCAGUAUCAAAUAUUUACAGAACUCCGUGCUGACUUUUAUUUCUUUCAUCAUUUUUAAAAGGUCUCGGGCGUUUAUACUUCGCCCGAAUCACAAUUUCUUUGAUUUACAGAAACACUUUGCAAGCAUGAACUUUUGAAGAGAUAUAUUCAAAACUGGCACUAUAUUUUAUAUUUAUAUCAUACCACUUUAAAGAAAUUUUGAGACGAUUUCAUUGUGUGUUUUGGGUGUAGAGCCGUUUUUCAACACUAUUUCAGAUAUAUAACUUCAGAAACUACGUAUUUUAUGAAAUCGUCACGGAGAACAUACACCUCACCCGGGGAUCGAACAUACGACCCCUUGAUCCGUACAUCUGUGCUCUCCCUAAGCAGGAGGGUAUGACAAGACGAUUUUAUCUUCAUGAAAAAAGGUGAACGAGUCACUGUCAGAGUUUUUGUCGUUAUGGAUAGUGUAUGAAAAACAAAACAUAAUGUGUUGUAAAAUAAAACAAAAUGUGUUGUAAAAUAAAACAUAAUGUGUUGUAAAACAUGA
Molecule: messenger RNA, 5431 nt
Organism: Mercenaria mercenaria
Lineage: Eukaryota; Metazoa; Mollusca; Bivalvia; Venerida; Veneridae
Product: multiple epidermal growth factor-like domains protein 6
Exons: 10
Coding region: 498-3818 (1106 amino acids)
Molecular function (GO): scavenger receptor activity
Source: RefSeq, a predicted model, not a curated record